GUCAUCAAUAUUUUUCAGCUGUGGGCAUGUAAAACCCUUUCAGGCUUUUCUAUAUAAAUACAUUUGACUUGACAUGACGGUGCUACGCACAUUUUUUAUUUGUUCCAUAAGGAAAGGCUUGAACGCGAUAUAAAACCCAGGAACUAUCAAAUGUUAAAUAUUAAAUUAGAUUUUAUAUUGAACAGAAAAAAAAUGAAAAAAGUCACCCACACAGAAGUACUAUUUUCUUUCUCAAUAAGUCUAAAUAAUACAAUAUUAAAAAUCUUAAAUUUGAAACAUAUCGUAUUGUAUGAUGGGGAAUACAGAACCAGGAUCAGUUCUAGUGGGGCCGCCGCCUCCCAAAAAGGUUUAAUUUAGAACCCCAUCGAUUAUCACAGCACAAUUCAACUAUCCAAGUUCCCGCCAAGCCACGACUUUUUCAAUUGCUGCUCAUCUUCUCCUCCUCCUUCCCAAAACGAGAACAGUCAGGGCUCUCUCAUGCUGCGAUGAAAGAUGCUUCUUGUCGAGCUACAGCCUACCUAAUGGCAAAAUCUCUGUUUUUACUUCUCGGUGGACUGCUACAUCAGCACUUCCAAAUAAGGACACGCUGGCAACUGGGUCGCCGUUAUCGUUGUCGUCAUGUUGCCGCGCGACUUUUACACUGAGCGAGAGCAGUGUGUAAAGGGCUUCAUUGGCUUUUUCUUUUUUUUUUUUUUGGGUGACCUCUGCUUUGUCCCAGUUUUGUACUCCACAGUCUCCACAUGGCUGCAGCAACCCAAUUGCUUGCUGUCCAGUCUCCUCUGGGACAUGGUCUGUUUUACAGGAAACGUCCAAGGGAACGUUGAACGGGCUCUCAAUGCGUGCGUUUGGGCUAACAGGUCCGUUCACAGAUGUUGUCACUACCAACCUCAAGCUGAAGAACCCCUCCGAUAGAAGAGUGUGCUUCAAAGUCAAGACGACGGCGCCGCGCCGGUAUUGCGUACGGCCCAACAGCGGCGUCAUCGAAGCGGGAGCCGCCGUCAACAUCUCUGUUAUGCUACAGCCCUUUGACUACGACCCCAAUGAGAAGAGCAAACACAAAUUCAUGGUGCAGACAAUCUACGCUCCACCCAACGUCUCUGACAUGGACUCUAUGUGGAAAGACGCAAAACCCGAUGACCUCAUGGAUUCCAAGUUAAGAUGCAUCUUCGAGUUGCCUUCUGAAAAUGAUAAGAUGAAUGACUCGGACUCGAGCAAAUCUGCUCCGGUGAUGAACUCCGCCAAGGCCGACCUGCCCUCAGCUGCCGCCACCGCCGCCGCCGCAGCAGCAGCACCAACCCCCGCCGUCUUGGCCAGCGCUUCUGCCUCAUCAUUGGAUGACAACGAGAUGAAGAAGUUGCUGGAGAAGUGCAAGCGGUUGCAGUCUGAGAUGAGCAAAAUGGCCGAGGAGAACCGGCAUUUAAAGGACGACGGCGCUCGCAUGAGGAAGAUGGCGCGCUCAGAUCACGUGAGCGCCCCCUCAGCAGCUUCGCUGCCCUCCCUCCUGGUGGUCAUUGCGGCCAUCUUCAUCGGCUUCUUCCUAGGGAAGUUCAUCUUGUAGACUCACGAGUUGGCGGCGGCGUCUCCGCGCCCCUCCUUCCCUCGAACCAAGUGUUUGUGUUGACGUCUGCCAUAUCACCGAUAGCGUGGGCAUCCGGGCCAACACGCGUGUACAAUAAAGGGGUUGCCUUUUUCCCUUUUCACCCCCUCCUUCUCCCCCCACACGGUUAAGCGCGCACGCAUCCAGAAAGCAAAGGUGAAGACUGAUUUUUUUUUUUUUUUGGAAGGCUUCAAGUCUUGUGACAGUUCUGUCAGUCCACAUGGAAGUGAAUCAUAACCACCCCUCUCUCUUUUGUUGCUUUUAAUCGGUGUGGGCUCACUUGUUUUAAUGAAAUUCUUUUUAAAAGAAAGACGGAAGAACUUACAUCACCUUCACUGGAUCACUUCUUUCUUGCUUCUACUUCUUGGAAUGUUCACGUCCAGUUGGGGCUCAAGGUGCCUCCUUCCUCCUUGUACAUUUUGUCUAUUCUUUACCCAUCAAUGCAGACUUUAUAUUAUCAUACAAAUCUUCUAUUCCCAUCUGAGGCAAACAUUGACUGAAAUGGGUCUCCAUUCUUAAAUGAUGUUCUAUGAUAUUAAACAUUGAAAAUAAAAUGGAGAAAAAAAAA
Hippocampus comes (tiger tail seahorse) is the source of this 2165-nucleotide messenger RNA. RefSeq names its product VAMP (vesicle-associated membrane protein)-associated protein A, like (gene vapal). Gene Ontology annotation, molecular function: FFAT motif binding. The transcript has 6 exons. Gene Ontology annotation, cellular component: endoplasmic reticulum membrane; plasma membrane. Gene Ontology annotation, biological process: neuron projection development. Bases 836 to 1558 code for a protein of 240 amino acids. The record is from RefSeq and is a predicted model, not a curated record. Lineage: Eukaryota; Metazoa; Chordata; Actinopteri; Syngnathiformes; Syngnathidae.